UGGCGCGCAGUGGAGUCAGUUGAGAGGGUCUCUUUGCGCGGGGCAGCGCGGCGCUGGGUUUCGUGGCCUCUCCCCCGCUGACAGGAUGUUCGAGGCGCGGCUGGUGCAGGGCUCGGUGCUGAAGCGGGUGCUGGAGGCGCUCAAGGACCUGAUCACCGAGGCCUGCUGGGACCUGGGCUCGGGCGGCAUCAGCCUGCAGAGCAUGGACUCCUCGCACGUCUCGCUGGUGCAGCUCACGCUGCGCUCCGAGGGCUUCGACACCUACCGCUGCGACCGCAACAUCGCCAUGGGGGUCAACCUGGCCAGUAUGUCCAAAAUACUGAAGUGUGCUGGCAAUGAAGACAUAAUCACCCUCAGAGCAGAGGACAAUGCAGAUACACUGGCACUAGUAUUUGAGGCACCAAAUCAGGAGAAGGUCUCUGAUUAUGAAAUGAAACUAAUGGAUUUAGAUGUGGAACAACUUGGAAUUCCUGAACAAGAAUACAGCUGUGUAGUGAAAAUGCCUUCUGGUGAAUUUGCACGGAUCUGCAGAGAUCUCAGCCAUAUUGGAGAUGCUGUUGUCAUCUCUUGUGCAAAAGAUGGUGUAAAAUUUUCUGCUAAUGGAGAGCUGGGAAAUGGAAACAUCAAGCUGUCACAGACCAGUAAUGUGGAUAAAGAGGAAGAAGCUGUUACAAUAGAGAUGAAUGAGCCAGUCCAGCUCACUUUUGCUUUGAGGUACUUGAAUUUUUUUACCAAAGCCACACCACUGUCACCUACAGUUACACUUAGUAUGUCUGCAGAUGUUCCAUUAGUUGUGGAGUACAAGAUUGCGGAUAUGGGACACUUAAAAUAUUAUCUUGCCCCAAAGAUUGAGGAUCAGCAGGAUGGUUCUUAAAAUGCAGAGAAGAGCCUCUGAGUCUUGGGAGAUGAAAACUGCUUUUCUGAGGAUGAAGAAAGUGUCCAGUCGGAAGCCUCAAAUAAUGCUGUUCAUGUUUGUAGAUAUUUUCUGUAAAUAUUUUUCAACUUACUUUGUUUUGUACCUACUUUGAAAAAACAUUUGUAUCUUUGCUGUUCUAGACCAUGUGUCUAGUUACAUUCUUUUUUUAGAUGCUGUUUUUAGAACAAGCUUUUACUCCCUUUGGAAGUUGCUAGUGGUAAAGGGUGCACUAUGAAACAGUAAGUUACAAUAAAAGAAUCUUGGUAGGGCUCUUUGUGAAACCUCAGUGGAGUGAGGUUACUAAUGGCUUCCUAAAUGACUAAUGUAAACAUAAUUCAGCUUUUACAAUGUCUUUUUCAGAAGGGGAACUGUAAAAUAAUUGAAAUGUGAAAAUGGUAAUAAAAUUUUUGAAUAAUGUUCUUUAUCCUACAUAACUAUGAAUACACUUAACAGUCUGAAAGUACUGCCAACAUCUAUUUUGGUUUAAAAUAAAAAAUGUAGACUGCAGGAGGCACUUACACAUUAUAUGUAAUAAAAUACCCGCAGCUUUCCAACUUUUUAUGACUGGAGCUUUUUGGUUGGCAAUUACAUGACUAACACCAAACUAUAAAUACUGUUGUCUAGCUAAUUUCACUUUGCAGUUGAAACUAAACAUUCCUCCUUUGGCUGUAAGUGGAAGAUAAGUGACAUAAGUGGAUGUGACCAAUGUCACUUUCACAACUUGUAU
Molecule: messenger RNA, 1643 nt
Organism: Mauremys reevesii (Reeves's turtle)
Lineage: Eukaryota; Metazoa; Chordata; Testudines; Geoemydidae
Gene: PCNA
Product: proliferating cell nuclear antigen
Exons: 6
Coding region: 86-874 (262 amino acids)
Biological process (GO): translesion synthesis; leading strand elongation; regulation of DNA replication
Cellular component (GO): PCNA complex
Molecular function (GO): DNA binding; DNA polymerase processivity factor activity
Source: RefSeq, a predicted model, not a curated record